This is a messenger RNA of Seminavis robusta, 1932 nucleotides long. The record is from the annotation of a GenBank genome assembly. Lineage: Eukaryota; Bacillariophyta; Bacillariophyceae; Naviculales; Naviculaceae.
CGUUAAAGCUAAAUGGCGUUAAGGCUUUGGGUUGGUGGUGCGACACGGUGUUAAGUAUCGAAUGGAGGGACGAUUUUGUUCCACGUGGAGAGCCGAAAAAGCCACAAACGACCCUGAUCAAGUAUCCGACCGAGACAGCAAAGCCAUCAUCAUUGUCCUCUUGUUUCUAUUAUUACGGUGCUACUUGUUGUUUGUCGGUCUCUCUCCUACUCAAAUAGUCUAAUAGAUAGUAUCACAAUGGGUGACGAAUUUGACGACUCUGACUUGCCCGAUCCUUCGCUCAAGAACAUUAUAGACCAAAAGACGCUUCAAUGGGUCUUUGUCGGUGGAAAAGGUGGCGUCGGUAAGACGACUACUAGCUGCUGUCUGGGUGCUCAAUUGGCCAAGACGCGCAAGAAGGUGUUGAUUGUGAGUACGGAUCCGGCGCACAACUUGAGCGACGCCUUUUGCCAGAAAAUUGGUCGAGAGCCGACGCCCAUUCAAGGAUUUGACAAUCUCAGUGCCAUGGAAAUCGACGCCAAUCAAGACAUGGACGAAAUGCAACGACAAAUGGAAGAAGAAGAAGAUCAAACGGGAGGUGGCAUUGGCAACAUUAUGGGGGAACUCUCCAACAGCAUUCCCGGUAUCGACGAGGCCAUGUCCUUUUCCGAGCUCAUGAAGCAAGUACAGUCGCUCGAUUUUGAUGUCGUCGUCUUUGACACGGCACCUACAGGGCACACCCUGCGUCUGCUCAGUUUUCCGACCAUUCUGGAAAAGGCGCUUGGAAAGGUCAUGGAACUAAAGGACCGAUUCGGUGGACUCAUUGGACAAGCCACUUCGGCACUCAUGGGAGGAGGACAAAAUCCAGCACAAGCCCAAGAUGCGUUGCUGGGACGAUUGGAAGAAACACGAGCCGUCAUUAAUAAGGUCAAUGAUGCCUUUCAGGAUCCUACUUUGACUACUUUUGUCUGCGUCUGCAUUCCCGAAUUCUUGUCCAUUUACGAAACCGAACGUCUCGUCCAAGAAUUGUCCAAAUUCGGUAUCAAUUCACACAAUAUCGUCGUCAAUCAGGUACUCUUCCCCGAAAAGGAUGCCGAAGAACUAUCCGAAUGGUUCGAAGGGAACAAGGACAAUUUGCCAAAGGAAGCACAAGAAAUAUGCUCCAAAAUGAUGGCACGAAAGAGAAUGCAAGACAAGUACAUUGGACAGUGCUUUGAUCUAUACGGGGAAGACUUUCACGUCAUUCUCAUGCCACUCCUCGAUUACGAAGUUAGAGGUGUCGAAAAAUUGAAGAAAUUCUCCGAAUUGUUGAUUGAUCCCGUCGAUCUAGAAGAGUAAACAACAAAAAUAUACUUUGUAGUAGAGUUUGUGACUGACUGACAAUAAAUAAAAGACAACAACAAGAAAAAAAGGAGAACGAGUGUAAACGACGACAACAAACAAACAAACAAACACGCACAACACGUCUAGCAUGAAUAAAGACCCAUUGCUGUAUUUUGCAACUUAUCUUUUUGCAUUUCGUAUCACUCUCUGCAGCUGUAUCUUAGUUCUUUGUCGUGGAUUUUAUAGUGGCUUGUGGAAUGCCGUAGGUUCAAAAGCAUGAAACGGAGUGCCGCUGGAACAAUGGACUGUUUCCUCCUAGGCAGAAAGGAGCAGAACAGCACCAUGACGAGGACCACAGGAUCAGAGACGACCAAAGAUACGGUAUUCGUGAAGGUGGGAAAAGCCAGACAAUGGCCCAAGCAUUCAAUGAAUCCCACUAACUAAAUAACCGAGGGGGAACUCGACAUGUCGAUCUUCGUGUGCUACAUCCUAGUAGAGUAGCAUCCUGGUGGAAGACCACAAGUACCCGCUAGCUAGUACUACUAUUUGUGACCUUGCAAGUGCUACUUCUGGGGCUUGAUUGCUCAUCUUGGAAAAAUGAAUAUCUUCGCUUUGUGUAGUAUCCACGUU